Molecule: messenger RNA, 1037 nt
Organism: Labeo rohita (rohu)
Lineage: Eukaryota; Metazoa; Chordata; Actinopteri; Cypriniformes; Cyprinidae
Product: membrane-spanning 4-domains subfamily A member 4A-like
Exons: 8
Coding region: 149-877 (242 amino acids)
Cellular component (GO): membrane
Source: RefSeq, a predicted model, not a curated record
CACACACUCUAGUACUACUCCUGUUCUGUCCCACCCACUUCUUAAAAGAAAGUUACGCCACUGGAUAAGAGCACAUUUCUCAACGCUGCAAACCAAAGCUUACAAGUUCUGUCUUAUUUAUCGGUCAGUUUAAGAUUCAGAAACCAGGAUGUCCAGCACCGUCAUACCCAUGAACUCUGCACCGCUCGUCGUUCAGUUUCAACCAGGUUCACCUCUUGGAAUUCAGGCAUUUCUGAAAGGCCAACCGAAAGCCCUUGGGACGGUCCAGAUAAUGAUCGGUGUGCUGACUCUCCUGAUUGGCAUUGUGUCUACAAUUUAUGGAGAGAGUGGCUUUGUCAUUAGUGGUCUUCCUUACUGGGGAACUCUAAUUUACAUUAUCGCAGGCGCACUCUCCGUUGCUGCAGAAAAUAACAUCAAUUCACUCUCAAGUUUGUGUUUGGUGAAAGCUUCACUCGGAAUGAACAUUUUCAGUAUUAUAACCGCAGGCAUCGCCAUUAUUAUUCUUUCACUGGAUUUGGUUAUAGGGUCAGGCCGUUAUGAUAGUAAUUAUUAUAACCGUACUGACCCUUCUGAAUUACAGAGAGCGUAUGAGACUCUUUUCAGGGGAAUCAGGGGUGUUUUGCUGUUAUUCGCCGUGCUCGAGUUUAUCAUCUCCAUCUGUCUGUCAGCAUUUGCCUGUAAAGCCAACGCCUGCGCCUGCUGUUGUCCUCCUCAGGUGCAGUUUGUUCCACAGGCUUUACCACCUCAGUCCUCUGAUUUCAGGCCCAUUCAUUUCCAGAAUCUUAACAGCUCAGAGAUACCAUUGGCAAGUAGCUCUUCCAUUCAUCACCAGCCUGCAGGCGCUCCUCCACAAUACAGCCAAUACAAACAAAUCUGAAUAAGUGGACAGUGUUCUCUUAUGAAACAAAACAUAUAGGAAUGUAUUUGAAAAUAUAAUUCAAUUUGCUUAGAUACACAUUUCAUAUAUACAACAUAUUUAGAUUGUAUAAAAGAAAAGUGUGGACUGAAAACAAAUAUUAAAGUUUUGCAUUUUUGGA